AGUGGAGAAUAUAUGGGGAAUGUGACGGGUAGGUAUGUAAAUUUUUAGGCAUCGAUGACUAAUCAACUUCCUGAAAUUAUGAGUUUGUUAUAAUUAGUGAAGAAUGGGGAAUGUGAUGGGUGCAUUAUUAUCAGGUUUUGGUGAUAUUGUUGGCAAAUUGUUUGGUCAUCCACUUGAUUUUUUGUCUGGAAAAGCUUGUAGUACAGCAUGUGCCCCAACAUGGGAUUUUCUUUGUUACAUAGAAAAUUUUUGCAUCCCUCAACUCUUGAAAUCAGCCAUGGUUUCAAUCCUAUUAUACUUUGUUUUCUUGUUCCUCUACUUGCUUUACAAGUUGGGAAUUUGUCAGUGCAUUUGUCACAUACUUUGUAGAACUACUUGGGCUUGUUUCUCCACUUGCUUUUCAGCCUUAGAUUGUUGUUGCACUUGCAUUUGUUUCAACAUUCAGAAACUUCUUCUUACACCUAGACAUAAUAGAAGAAGAAGACAUCAAAAAGAUAUUGAAGAAGCACUUGUUGAUAUUUCUAGUAAUUUUAGUGAAUCACAAGACUCUAUUAAAUCUGAUGACACAAAAAGAAGAAAAUCAAUGAGGGAACAUAGAAAAGAACAUAUGAGGAAGUCUUUGAAGCCAAAGAGUCAUCAUAUGCAAGUCCAAAUUGUUAAUGAUUCAAUCCACCACCACAAGAAGAAGAAGUUCAAAAAUGGUCCUAUCGAUGAUCACAUCCGAGUGAGUAGAAGAACAAAAUUUGCACAAAAGGGAAUGUUCGUUAAGGGUUCAACACGUUCACGAAGGAGAGCAUAAAAGGAGGGGGUUCUCAGACUCUUCAAAAAUCUCACGGGGUGUGUGUUUGAUCUGACAUAGAUGUGAUCACAAUAUAUAUAUACUUUUGGAGAGUCUGAACAACAUAGGUUCUCAAUUCUAUGGUCUUCUAAAUCUUGUAAAUUCUGAAGUUUUCGCCUAAUAUAUUGUUUAACUUGUAUACU
Molecule: messenger RNA, 981 nt
Organism: Solanum tuberosum (potato)
Lineage: Eukaryota; Viridiplantae; Streptophyta; Magnoliopsida; Solanales; Solanaceae
Exons: 4
Coding region: 104-799 (231 amino acids)
Source: RefSeq, a predicted model, not a curated record